This is a messenger RNA of Microsporum canis CBS 113480, 780 nucleotides long. Its product is annotated as nor-1. Lineage: Eukaryota; Fungi; Ascomycota; Eurotiomycetes; Onygenales; Arthrodermataceae. The coding region runs from base 1 to 780 and encodes 259 amino acids. The record is from RefSeq and is a predicted model, not a curated record. The transcript has 3 exons.
AUGAGUACAAUAGUUCUUGUCACUGGAGCCACGAAAGUCCAACUGAUCGCAUCUCAUCACACAGGUAUCGGAAGGGGCUUCGUGGAGCAAUAUUUGAAACGUGAGAAUACGAUUGUUGUUGCAGGAGUGAGAUCACCGUCCUCUGCCGAGGCGACUAGUUUGUGUCAGUUUGAUGUCGCACCAGGUAGCAGGGCGAUAUUGGUUAAGAUCGAUGCAAGGUCAGAAACGGAUGCGUUGGAAGCUAUUCAGGUACUGCAGAAGCAACAUGGUAUUGGGCGACUCGAUAUCAUUAUUGCCAAUGCUGGCAUCUUUUAUCCAGCCGCCAACCAGAAGGUCCUUGAUAUGAAGCUUACCGAUCUCCAAGAACACAUCAACGUCAAUGCCUAUGGAGUUAUCCGGCUGUUUCAGGCUACAUGGCCGCUACUCGAACAAUCCGAGAAGCCAAUAUUUCUUCUCAACUCAGCUGCUGCUGGAAGUAUUGUUGGCAUGAAGGCGUUCGCCCAAGUACCGCUCAAUUCCUAUGCUGCUUCUAAGAUGCUGGCCAAUUUCUUUAUCACCAAGGUUCACUUUGAGCAUCCCAGCCUCAUUUCCUUUGCCGUCCACCCUGGAUCCGUUGUCACUGAGAACAGGACGGCUGCUGCUGAACGUCUGGGUGUAUCAGUCGAGGGCAUCUCGGUCGACCAAUCCGUGUUGAGUUUGCUGUCUGUACUUGACAAUGCCACUGUUGCGACUACUUCCGGCACCUUUCUCAAUGUUGAUGGGGUACCAAUUCCUUGGUGA